Molecule: messenger RNA, 1221 nt
Organism: Owenia fusiformis
Lineage: Eukaryota; Metazoa; Annelida; Polychaeta; Sabellida; Oweniidae
Source: the annotation of a GenBank genome assembly
AUGGUUGCCCUGCAACUGAAGAGACUCGAGGAAAUCAUGCCAUUCGCGGUGACCCAGAAAAGACUUUUACUUUUUGAUACAACUCAAUUCAAACAAAGGCAUGGUGGCUAUAUCAUAGCUAAGACAUUCUUUGAGAAAUAUUCAUUAUCGGUCAUCUUAUCUCGACCCACAUACAUAGACAGAAUCGAAAACAGAAGUGUCAAGAUGUUGAAGUUGUUGGCGUUGGGUUGUAUCAUGGUACUGGGCCCAAUGGUGGUAGACUCCCAGAAAAUCCAGUUGGAGUGUGGUGUUGAUAUUGUCGUUAUUCUGGAUAUAUCUUGCAGCAUCUCUCCGACAAACAAGACAAUCGUGCAUGAAUUCAUGAUAAACUUUGCCGAUCGCUUGGAUAUUGGUCCUUCACCGGAGAAAGCACAAUUGGGCCUUGUAACAUUUGAUAAGUUCGUCUAUGACGAAUUCUUUUUGAAUACCUACUCCUCAUCAGGUCCUAUUGUUGACCACAUCACGAAAAUGGAUAUUCACCCUGAAAAUGACUUUAGGCCGAGAUGUGGUACUAGAACAGAUUUAGCUCUCAGGUCAGCUAAAACAUUGCAACUUACAAGCGCUAAGGGUCUUCGGGAUCCAAUGGGAAUUUUGAAUCCUCCGAUACAAAAGGUCGUACUGGUUAUCACUGAUGGUGCAACGUUUCCUGCAUCCAAAGCCGGGGACACUAAAAAAGAAGCGAGGGCGCUAAAAGAAGAGACUGGAGCUAAGGUAUUCGUGGUUAGUUUACCAAACGCUAAACACAAAGACGGGUCUGCUGAAUUCUCUGCGAUCGCCAGUCAGCCUACAGAAAAUUUCCUUAUAAACAAAGGUUUCGUCGAAUUGCUUAAUUCCUUAGAAGAAAUCCUGGCAGGUUUCUGUGAUCCUCCAAUAACCGAACCACCUGUGGUCGACCUGGACCCCUGCAAGAAGUUUGCGUCCUUCCAGAGAACUUGUCCCAUCACUAUGUCAGCGUGCCAUCCUUCCAACAGACGAUGCUGUGGCUGUCCCUUCAUGUUUAUGGACCCCACUUCAAAGUCUAUGAAAUCGCCAUUUGAGUUGGCAUACAAAGAAGGCAAGUGUAUUUGUGAGGACUGUGUGAGAAGAUCGUACUACUGUCUCCCUAAGGAGCUAAGAGAAAUAUUGGGAUAUGGAAAGCCGGAAGUGAAUUUCUUCCACCCAUCAGUAAAAAGGAUACCUUAA